This is a messenger RNA of Balaenoptera acutorostrata (minke whale), 2111 nucleotides long. RefSeq names its product actin related protein 5 (gene ACTR5). The transcript is spliced from 8 exons. The record is from RefSeq and is a predicted model, not a curated record. The coding region runs from base 19 to 1965 and encodes 648 amino acids. Gene Ontology annotation, cellular component: Ino80 complex; cytoplasm. NCBI's taxonomy places the organism in Eukaryota, Metazoa, Chordata, Mammalia, Artiodactyla, Balaenopteridae. Gene Ontology annotation, biological process: regulation of DNA-templated transcription.
GCCAGCGCGCGCUCCAAGAUGGCGGCGGCCAGUGCAGCAGGGCCGCCUACGAACGUGUUCCCAUUCCGCGAUGCCCGCGCCGCGCCGGAUCCGGUGUUGGAGGCCGGUCCGGUGGCGCACGGGCCACUGCCGGUGCCUCUGGUGCUGGACAACGGGUCGUUCCAGGCCCGCGCAGGCUGGGCUUGCCCCGGGUCGGACCCGGGCCCCGAGCCCCGGCUGCAGUUCCGCGCCGUGUGCGCCCGCGGGCGGGGCGGGGCUCGGGGCGGGGCGGGUCCGCAGGUAGGCAACGCGCUGGGCAGCCUGGAGCCGCUGCGCUGGAUGCUGCGAUCGCCCUUCGACCGCAACGUGCCGGUGAACCUGGAGCUGCAGGAGCUGCUGCUUGACUACAGCUUCCAGCAUCUGGGUGUCUCCUCACAGGGCUGUGUCGAUCAUCCCAUAGUUUUGACAGAAGCCGUGUGCAACCCAUUGUAUUCACGACAGAUGAUGUCCGAGCUUCUCUUUGAGUGCUAUGGGAUUCCUACGGUUGCCUAUGGAAUAGACAGCCUCUUCAGCUUCUACCACAAUAAUCCAAAGAACUUGAUUUCCAGCGGGCUCAUCAUUUCAUCUGGAUACCAGUGUACACAUAUUUUACCCAUCUUAGAAGGGAGGUUGGAUGCUAAAAACUGCAAACGCAUCAACCUGGGAGGAAGCCAAGCAACUGGCUACCUCCAGCGUCUCCUGCAGCUGAAGUAUCCUGGGCACCUGGCAGCCAUCACUCUCAGCCGCAUGGAGGAGAUCCUGCACGAGCACAGCUACAUCGCUGAGGAUUAUGUGGAAGAAUUGCAGAAAUGGCGGUGCCCCGAUUACUAUGAGAACAAUGUCCACAAGAUGCAGCUCCCAUUUUCCAGCAAGCUCCUGGGCAGCACCCUGACGUCCGAGGAGAAGCAGGAGAGGCGGCAGCAGCAACUGCGGCGGCUGCAGGAGCUGAACGCGCGGCGGCGGGAGGAGAAGCUGCAGCUGGAUCAGGAGCGGCUGGACCGGCUGCUCUACGUGCAGGAGCUCCUAGAGGAUGGCCAGAUGGAUCAGUUUCACAAGGCCCUGAUAGAGCUGAACAUGGACUCCCCGGAAGAGCUGCAGUCCUACAUACAGAAGCUCAGUGCCGCAGUGGAGCAGGCGAAGCAGAAGAUCCUUCAAGCAGAAGCCAGCCUCGAGGUGGACGUGGUGGACAGCAAGCCAGAGACCCCUGACCUGGGGCAGCUCGAACCGUCUCUGGAAGACGUGGAAAACAUCAACGAUUUCGAGCCCUUGUUUUCGGAGGAAACGCCCGAAGUGGAGAAGCCGGUGACCACGGUCCAGCCCGUGUUUAACUUGGCAGCAUAUCAUCAGCUGUUUGUUGGGACAGAAAGAAUUCGAGCUCCAGAAAUUAUCUUCCAGCCGUCUCUCAUCGGGGAGGAGCAGGCCGGCAUAGCUGAGACACUCCAGUACAUUCUGGACAGGUUCAGCUGGCCUCGAACCCUGUGCUGGACGCCUGGUACGGUGCUCGCGACUGGGCCUUGGACCACCUGGACAACGAGGACGUCUGGAUCACCAGGAAGGAAUAUGAAGAGAAGGGAGGAGGCUACCUCAAGGAGCACUGUGCUUCCAACGUGUACGUCCCCAUCCGCCUGCCCAAGCAGGCCUCGCGCGCCACGGAAGCCCAGGCAUCCGGCAAAGGCUCGGCGGCCAGCGGAGGCGGGCCCGGCGAGCAGGCGUAGUACAGGGGCCCCUCCAGGGACCUUGGGCCACGUCGGCCAGUGUGACAGGACGGUGACUCUGCCAGCUGUGUCCAGCCCGAGUCUGCUGGGAACAUUUGGCUGCAAGAUGGAUUUCUCCUGGGGAGAACAGUUUAGCGCCACUGGGAGUUACCCUCUGCAACUGUGUUCUUUUGGGGGCGUUGGCGGUGAAGGGACUUUAGGUGGCCUGCUGUCUUUGCUGAGCCAUGGAUGAGCCGUGGCCUUCACUUCCCGCAGCAGUGAAUGAAGACAGGGUGGGGGACGGAGGUGUGCAGUCUGCACAGGCUUCCUUCUUACCACAUUUUAAAGCCUUUCUUGUUUUUUUUUUUAAAAUCCUUUAAAUUUUAUAUUGUCAGUGUA